AGAUUUGGCAUUUGGUUUCAGUAUCGUGUUGCAUUGUGUUGUUUCUCCGGUUUGUGAUUGAUAUUUCAAUAGAAAUAUAACAUAAUGAAAAACGAUCAAUAGUAAUUGGUUUGUCAUAUUUCUAAAGUUUAUAAAAUCAUUACAUUAAUGAAGUUUGCAGUGUAUUUUUGUGAUAACGACACAGCUGAUAAUUUGUUUGUGACUGGUUAUGAAUAAUAAUUUUUGGAAGUGAAAUAUCUUGUACAAAUGAAAAGCACAUAUACAUAUUAAAUCACUGGAAUUUUACAUUUGCUCUCUCUCAAGGGACCUGCGAAUGUUGUGAACACGGUGCUUCAUCAACAAACGUAGCUAGCUGAAUACUCCAGUCAGUCGUCAAUACAUGCCGGCAAGCCAGUAAUUCGUGACGUGUGCCAGUGUUUAGUGUUCGUGUUACUAUGUUGUGAAAGAUGUCGAAAGUGCUGUCGGCGCUCGGCGGGGCGCUCCCGGACGAGCGGCCCCUGCUCUCGCUGCAGAUAGUCGAGACCGUGGCCAAGUGCCCCACCGGCUACUGGCCGGUGAGCCGCACGUACGAUGAGGACGCCGACGCCGGUCUCCUGCGGCAGACUGGAUUGUUUGGGAAGAAGCCGAGCCAUUAUAUAUGCUUGUCGAAGUCGGAGGGCGUACCCGGCUACGUAAUGGACGGCGUGGUGGUGCUGGGCGAGCGCGAAGCGACCCCGGCCGGGUACAGCGUGGCGGGGCGCGCGGGCAAGCGGCGGCUGUGCACGCGCGUGUCGCGGGCGGGCAGCGCGCCCGCGUCGCCCGCGCCGCACGCCGCGCCGCCCGUCACUGACGUCAUCGUGUGCUCGCGCAUGCGCACCGCGCCGCAGGGCUUCCUGCUCGCUGGGGAAAUAAACGGCAAAGUGGUCUGCUACAAAGUGAGCGGCGGCAGCGGCGAGACGUCGCCCACGCACCACACGGAGUACGAGAACGUCAUAUCCAAUAUCACACCUGAAGCUAACAGGAGCGCCGUCUCGACUAAAUUCAAACAUUUCAAAUUGCUAUGGCACGGAUGCUCUGGAUUGAGGCCGGUUCCCGAAAGGCCACCGAAGCUGUCCCCGCUCGUGAGCGAGCUGAACAAUUUGAACCUCAAGUCGCCCACCGCUUACCCCAAGAUCGAGGAGUUCACGACCGACCAUGAUUACGAAGCCCUGAGCCCCUCGUAUAAUAUCAAGCCGGCGAGGCCUGCGCCCCGUCCGCCGAAGUCCCCAGUCCCUUGCCUCGUGGGGAGCCCCGCCCUCAAUUCACCCCAUUCCCCGCACUCCCCCCACGGGAGGAAGAAAGGCCCCGCCCCGUUGCCGCGCGUGGCCAACUACCAGACCCUCGGGGGUUAUAACGGCCUCGAGGGAGUGCCCUUUGUGCUGAACUCCAAGUUGAGAGGCCUGCCCAGUGAUGCUUUGGGUCAAAUACCGAUAAUCAAGAAAAGGUCGCGCUUCGACCUCGACAGAGAUUACGCAUACACCUUCACAGUUGAGCGGCAGACGUGAGACGUAUUAUGUCCUAUUCCUAUUGGUAUUUCUUACGGACUUAUGGAUUUUUCGGAAAAUAACUACCCAAUUAUUUACAUACCUAUGUAUUUGUCAAUAUACGAAAUACAGAAAAAAAUAUAUGUUACAAAAGAAAUUUCCAGAAAUGAAUGCACAUUUUUCUCGUACAACAGUUUUGAUAAUCUGUUACGCUUUGUCGUAUCUGUUUUUUUUUUCUUCAUAAAUGGAUUUUAUAUAUAGAAUAGAACGUUUUUAUUGUUUUAAAUGUUGUAGUUUUCUGCAUUCCUGGUAAAAAAAAUUAUGAUCAAAUUAAUUUAGUACAUACUGGUAUUUGGUUAAAGUUGAAAUUUGAAUGUCUUAAUUUUAAUCUUUUAACCUUUUUUGAUAGUCACUGAUACAAUAUAUGUUUGUCACAAUGUAAUACUCAAUUAUAUAAAUUAUAAAAAAAGCUUUUUAUUUUUUUAUUUUAAAUAGUUUUGGUUAAAUAUGAAAGCGGAAUUGUUAAUAAUUUCUUAAUUAAGUAACUGAGCUGUAAAAUUUCAAAUUAUUUUCGAUGACAUAUUAAUUUUGUGUAUUGUUUGUCUUGCCAUGCGUCAUAAAUGAAUAAACUAUAUAAUCUGGGCUUGCCAUAUGCAAAAAAUAUAAAAGAAAAACAAUGGGUGACAAUGUUGUAAAUAAAAUUGGGCAACUAUAAUGAAAUAUAUUAUUGAAUAAGGUUUUUUUAAACAUAUCGUGGUAGAGGUACUGCAGGGUCCAGGGAAAUGUGAUUGAAGUCGGAGUGAGCGACAAGACUGACGGCUGCUAAUGAAAAAUGAUUUAAUUUCCGUAGCUUGGCUUAUGAGUGCCAACACGGUGUUGCCAUCAUGUAAAAGUAAAUGUUUUUUUUUUAAUCUGUGCUUGGGGUAUCGUGGUUUUGAUACCAAGGUGCUUAUUCUGAUUAUGCGAUAAAUGUUAUGAAAAACGGACCGGUGUUACUUAACUAUGUGAAGAUUAAAUUUGAAAUAUCUAAAGUGGAAGUCAUAAUUUAAUUACCAGUUUUGGACUUCAAGAUUUGAAAUCGCGUUCUCGCUUUUUCUACGUUGUAAUCCCGUCCAUAUUUUUUGUAUAAUGAAUUUUUGAGUCUAUUUUCAAAACAAUAACACAACACACAACGCAACACAAUAUUAUAAUGCUUAUAAAUAAUUUUUUCGGAUUUGUACGUACGGGGGAAGUUAUUGGAGAGGACUUCAACAUCAACUAUAACAAAGUCAUUUUUAGAACGACUUUUUUACGAAAUAUUUGAUUGCUGGUAAUUAUUAUAAUCAUAUUGUUAAACGUGCCAAUUGAAGGGU
Messenger RNA from Zerene cesonia (dogface butterfly), 2854 nucleotides. RefSeq lists its product as uncharacterized. Gene Ontology annotation, cellular component: cytosol; ESCRT I complex. Gene Ontology annotation, biological process: regulation of epidermal growth factor receptor signaling pathway; viral budding; endosome to lysosome transport via multivesicular body sorting pathway. The coding region runs from base 447 to 1523 and encodes 358 amino acids. NCBI's taxonomy places the organism in Eukaryota, Metazoa, Arthropoda, Insecta, Lepidoptera, Pieridae. The record is from RefSeq and is a predicted model, not a curated record. The transcript has 7 exons.